AUGGCGGACGAGCAUAAAAAUGAUGAGACAAAAAGACACGAAGCAGACUAUAGAGAAUGGAUUAAAGAAUGGGACAUUUGGCAAUUCAGGGAACUGAUAAGAAGCAAGAAAGAGGAGAGGCAAGAUACAAAGAAGCAUGAUACAAAGCCGAUUCUGCAUACGCCAGAAGUGACACAUCAUGCAAACCUUUUGAAAACUCCAUCUCAAAGAAUUUUUGCAGAAUUAUAUGGAAUUAAUAAGUAUCAGGAAAGAGAUAAAUUCAAGGAUGGAGAUCCAGUGAAUGAUGAAGAAGCAUUGAAGAAAGAUAAUGUUUCAAUGGAAGAAUUGGUGAAUAUCAUCAACGAACAAAAGAAGGAACAAAAAUUUCCUAAGGUUAAGGAAUUAGCAGAGAUUUUCAUGAUGGCUGGAGAAGAAAUGGAAUGGGAGAAGAUCAAAAAUCAGAUGAAGGUGGAAGAGGCAACAAUGAAGAUUAAAUCUCUAGAAUCCGUGAUUAAGCUUCGAGAAAAAUUGAUUAAAGAGGCAGAAACAUGA
Molecule: messenger RNA, 531 nt
Organism: Rhizophagus irregularis DAOM 181602=DAOM 197198
Lineage: Eukaryota; Fungi; Glomeromycota; Glomeromycetes; Glomerales; Glomeraceae
Source: RefSeq, a predicted model, not a curated record